CACUUCCUUGAGCCAUCCAAUGAACACAUCGUUGAUAUUCCAAGACAAAAUGUACGCAAAUAUUUGAUUGGGCACCCGCUGGCACGUACAAGAUUACAUCAUAGACUGACCCGAACAGAAUCUACCCCAAGGGCGCCAAUGUUAACAAACGAAACGACAUAAAAGGGGAAGCAUAAGAAGAGGACUCUGUAAAGAAGAGUAUCAAAGCUAGAGAUCGAAGAAUUGAAGAGAAGAGAGUAAAGAGAAAUGGCAGCAUUGGGUGGUAUUAGUGGGGUCCAAGGAAACCAAAACAGCCUUGAGAUCGACAAUCUCGCUCGCUUUGCCGUGGAAGAACACAACAAAAAAGAGAAUGCACUUCUGGAGUUUGGGAGGGUGAUAAACGCAAAACAGCAGGUGGUUGCUGGUACCUUGUAUUACAUUGCGCUGGAGGCGACGGAUGGUGGGAAGAAAAAGGUUUAUGAAGCCAAGGUCUUGGAGAAGCCAUGGUUGAACUUGAAGGAAGUGCAGGAUUUUAAGCUUGUGGGAGAUGCCCCUUCAGUGUCGAGUACUUAGCAAGGUGGCUACAGCUUGGAUGCAAGGUGGAAAUACCAGGAUAUGAUAUACCAAGUAAGAUGAAAAUAAAUGUAACUAAAAUGAUAAUCAAGUUUUCCACUUUACAUUUUGGCAUGCAUUGGGCACUGUAUUUCUUGGUAACCAUAAUAUGUAUGGUGUAUUUAUAUGUAAACAAAAUAUAAACCAUUGAGGCUCCAUUCUGUUUCCAUGUGAAGCAUAUGAAACAUCAGAAACAUUUCUAGAUGAUGACCAUAAAUAAACAAGAUUUAUAUCUUCUGCGUUUA
Molecule: messenger RNA, 836 nt
Organism: Prosopis cineraria
Lineage: Eukaryota; Viridiplantae; Streptophyta; Magnoliopsida; Fabales; Fabaceae
Product: cysteine proteinase inhibitor-like
Exons: 3
Coding region: 247-552 (101 amino acids)
Molecular function (GO): cysteine-type endopeptidase inhibitor activity
Source: RefSeq, a predicted model, not a curated record